Molecule: messenger RNA, 1201 nt
Organism: Camelina sativa (false flax)
Lineage: Eukaryota; Viridiplantae; Streptophyta; Magnoliopsida; Brassicales; Brassicaceae
Product: ASI1-immunoprecipitated protein 3-like
Biological process (GO): DNA-templated transcription
Molecular function (GO): chromatin binding
Source: RefSeq, a predicted model, not a curated record
AAAGAAUUUGUAGGUUAUAUAAAUCAAAGUUAAGCUCAAAUUUCAACAUGACCCGCAAGGAAAAGGAUCAGGGGAAGCGGAAGAAUGAUUGCGAGGAUGAGAAAAAGAAAACAGAGCUAGAGUGGAAACAUGAGGACUGUGCGCAGCCACUCGGCGAUGUGAGUAAGAUAACUGGCGAGAGACAAAAGAAAAAAAAUCAUUUCAAGGCAUUCAAGUUUCAUGACAAACAUUAUAAGCUGGAGGAUUCAGUGCUAUUGGUUUCAGAGGACCCAGACCGCAAGCCCUAUAUUGCCAUCAUAAAGGAUAUUUAUAUACCAAACAAAGAAAAAUAUGUGAAGCUUGAGGUACAGUGGUUUUAUCGUCCGGAAGAUGUAGAUAAAAAAUCUAUUGGAAAUUGGGAAUCCAAAGGUACAAGAAGCAUAUUCUACAGUUUUCAUCGCGAUGAGGUAUUUGCUGAAUCUGUGGAACACAAGUGUAUUGUGAAUUUCGUGCCAGAGGAUAAGCAAAUUCCAAACCGUAGAGAGCAUCCUGGCUUCAUCGUGCAAGAGGUUUAUGAUAUUGUGAAGAAAAAGCUAAGGAAGCUUAGUGAUGAUGACUUUGACGUGCAUCAAAAGCAAGAAAUUGAUCAUCUUGUGGCAGAGACGGUUUUAAGAGUUGGUGCUCUUCCUGACAUUGGGGAGGAAAACCAAACUACUAAGACUUCAAGUUGUAAAGGAUCUGUCCGGAAAAGGUAUAGCAGAAAAGCUGAGACAACAAGUCCUAAAACCAGACUGAAAUGUAAGUCGAUCUUGGAGGAUUUUGAAUUGUUAACUGGUAAUUUGGAUCGCGACAAGACAUUAGAUGAGCUUCUGAAAGCAUUUAAGCACAAGUGUCGUACAACAAAGAAACAUGAUGGUAAAUCUGAUUAUUACUGGCCAGAUGAUGUUGUUCCGGUUGUUCGAGCUCUUGAGCAGGUUUUGCAUGAUUCUUUUGGAGAAGAUAUGUCGAAGCAUAAACAAAAGUUGGAGAUUCUGACCGAUGAACUCAAGAUAUCACGAGUGCUAGCUUGGCGAAUUUUAGGUGGCGAAUUAAAACUUAAUCAAGUUAUAACGAUGACGCAGUAUGAGCUAAAGCGUGGUUUCACUUUUGAUGAAAUAACGGUCGACCUUGAUGAGUAAAAACUGAAGAAAGAUGCUCCAGUCUACCUCCAAAAGUGUUGGGC